Symbiodinium natans is the source of this 684-nucleotide messenger RNA. NCBI's taxonomy places the organism in Eukaryota, Dinophyceae, Suessiales, Symbiodiniaceae. The record is from the annotation of a GenBank genome assembly.
AUGCAGCGCGCCAUUGGAGACAUGUCUCUGCUGCAAAAGAUUGAUGCUGAUGCCCGCGGCUAUUGGAAGCUCUUUUCCAAAGGUAUCAUUACGUCCAAGUUUUGGAACUCGGUUUUGGCAGCUGAGCGAGAACUGUCGCGAGAAAUCGAGGCUCUCAAGCUCGAGGCAUUGGCCAUAGAGCCGUUGCAGGACCCACAGGGCAUCGUGUCCGAGGCCAUGCAGCUUGUCGUCAGAUACGGUGACAAGAUCUGGGAAAAGUUUCCAGAGCCACCAGAGAAUCCUGGAGGCGCUGCUAUGGCAGCAGCAGCCAAGGCGGUGGCUGCGGCUGGAGGGCUGCCCAGACCUGGAGCACCACCUGGAGUACCUCCCUUCCCCCCUCCAGGGCCACCGCCUCCGCAGCAGGGUGGGUCGACCGAUGCCUACAAAUGGCGGCAGGACACGGAAGAGGUUGAGGUUUCUGUCCAUGUGCCUGGCGAUGCGGCCAAGACAGACAUCAAGGUUCACUUCCAGCCAAAGUCUCUCAAAGUCUUGCAUUGCGGAAAGACACUCGUUGAGGGAGCGCUUGCCGCACCGUGCUGCCCAGAAGGUUGCACCUGGACCUUGAGCAAAGGUGCGCUGAUAGUGACCUUGGAAAAGGCCAAUCCGAAGCCUUGGCCUGGUCUGUUUGCACAGGCAAAGACCUGA